UCGGCAUCACGCACGACAACUUUACUUAUAAUUUUGUCGUUGACAAUUAUGAACCUUUUUUAAACGCGUGUUUGUGUUGUUUGUUAUAGAAUUGUUUAUUUUCUUUGCGGGCUCGUAAUGACUUUGUGAAGUGACUUUUGGUUUGGAUAUUACUUGAUUUAUUUGUUUUAAUUUUGUUAUACGAUGAUGAUGGAUCAAGCGCAUUUUGGAGAGUACCUCCUUCGACAGCAAAUGCUGCAUGCGGCUUCGUUUAGUAGUCUACAGCACCGAGUGGGUGCGGAGGCCGAGCCGCCGGCGUGUGAGGCGCGUCUCCUCAACGCGGACCUGUGGCGCCGCUUCCACGACAUCGGCACAGAGAUGAUCAUCACCAAGGGGGGCCGGCGCAUGUUCCCGUCGCUGCGCAUCUCUUUAAGCGGUCUGGACCCUCGCGAGGAGUACUGCGUGCUGCUGGAGCUGUCGCUGGUGGGGCGGCGGCGCUGGCGUUGGGCAGGCGGUGCGUGGGCAGCGGCGGGAGGCGCCGAGCCUCAGUCGCCACGUCGCCUCAUGUUGCACCCGGACUCUCCCGCGCCCGGACACCACUGGACUGCCAAUCCCAUCUCAUUCAGCAAGCUCAAGCUGACCAACAACACUAUGGACGCUCAGGGACAUAUGGUGUUGACGUCGAUGCACAAGUACCGGCCGCGUGCUGUUGUGGUACGCGCGCGCGACGCAGCCGCGCUCGCGUGGGGCGCGCCGCACGCAGCCUUCUCCUUCCCGGAGACUGAGUUCAUCGCUGUUACUGCAUAUCAGAAUGAUCGCAUCACGAAAUUGAAAAUAGACAACAAUCCGUUCGCGAAAGGAUUCAGAGCUUGCGGUCAAUCCAAAUGCAAGAGGAAAAACGUGGACACCGACAGCAGUGGCAGCACUGAGCCGGCCAGAGGUGACACUAGCGACCCUAAGAGGCCGUGCUCCGACGCCGCCUCUUCCUGCUCUGAAGAAGGCAGUCUUCGGUCUUCAUCGCCUCGUUCGCCGCCAUUAGUCGAGUCCCCCGCACCUCUCAUCACUCCACCAGAAAACAUCUCACCUCCACCAACAUUUUAUCCACCGGAACUACCAUAUCUCGGUCAAUUUCAUAUGCCGAUGCCCCUAGGAUUCUGGGCGAGCAGUCCUAUGGCUAAUGGAUUCGCUUGGAGCCAAGCGUUGCCACCGCCGCCGCCGAGAGUUCCCUCACCAGCUCCGCCCGCUCCCGCCCCUUGCCGUCGAGUUAAGAACUUCACAAUAAGUGCUCUCCUUGGCGAAGGGUGACAUAAGUCAAAGAAAGUAUGAGCUUGUGCCAAGUAUAUUCGAUGUAACCACAUCGCUCACCUACCUCAUGGCUAUUAGAGCAAAUCUAUGUAAUGUGAUAAAAGUGCCUUAAGUUAAAGCUACUCAUAACAAUAUCGCUUAAU
Messenger RNA from Papilio machaon (common yellow swallowtail), 1427 nucleotides. It is a transcript of the gene Doc1, whose product is annotated as T-box transcription factor TBX6. Lineage: Eukaryota; Metazoa; Arthropoda; Insecta; Lepidoptera; Papilionidae. Gene Ontology annotation, cellular component: nucleus. The transcript has 5 exons. Gene Ontology annotation, molecular function: DNA-binding transcription factor activity, RNA polymerase II-specific; RNA polymerase II cis-regulatory region sequence-specific DNA binding. Bases 184 to 1284 code for a protein of 366 amino acids. Gene Ontology annotation, biological process: positive regulation of DNA-templated transcription; regulation of transcription by RNA polymerase II; heart development. The record is from RefSeq and is a predicted model, not a curated record.